Phytomonas sp. EM1 is the source of this 765-nucleotide messenger RNA. The record is from the annotation of a GenBank genome assembly. NCBI's taxonomy places the organism in Eukaryota, Euglenozoa, Kinetoplastea, Trypanosomatida, Trypanosomatidae.
AUGUCGGAAAGCCGCAACGUGCGAGGUAACCUUUUAAAUAUCUUAGAAGAAUCUGAAAUGACUACUCGUGAGAGGGUAGCGUCAGAUGGGCGAUGCUUUUUCGGCCCAGUGUGCAUCGUUGUAUGCGGGCCUUCCGGCGUUGGAAAGAGUACUAUUGGAAAGAAACUCGCAGAAAGACUCUGUAUUGCUUAUAAAGAAGGCGACGAGUAUCACAUGGAUGUCUGCAUUCAUAAAAUGCGCGAAGGAAUUCCGUUGAACGACGAGGAUCGCCGUCCGUGGUUGGAGCGACUACGACGUGAAGUAAUAUCAGCUAACGAAAGUAAGGGGUGCAGUGUGGUUCUCGCAUGUUCGGCGUUGAAAAAGGGUUACCGUGAUAUAUUGUGUGGUAGAAACCAACGAAUCAAGGCCGACGGUGAUAGUGCUCAUGAUAGGGGCUCUGUUGUUCCGUCGCUUUCGUUGAAGCCUCAUAGAAUUUUUUUUGUCAUGCUCAUCGGAAGCAUGGACCUUAUUGCACGUAGACUCGCCAUGCGAAAGAAUCACUUUAUGCCCCCUUUGCUGUUGCAGUCGCAGUUUUCGAUUUUGGAGCCGUUGCGGCUACAUAACGAUGGUAAAGCCGAUGAAGGUGCAGAAGUAGGCAUGAUCAUUGACCUGAAUAGGCUGCGUGAUAUUGAUGCUGUCGUGAAUGCCAUCGAAGAAAGGAUAAUGAAGAACUAUGGCAUUCUGAACUCUAGUUCUAAUUUUUCGGGGAUGAAAAGAAAUCUGUAA